Messenger RNA from Hypoxylon trugodes, 1331 nucleotides. RefSeq lists its product as uncharacterized. Lineage: Eukaryota; Fungi; Ascomycota; Sordariomycetes; Xylariales; Hypoxylaceae. The transcript has a single exon. The coding region runs from base 150 to 1298 and encodes 382 amino acids. The record is from RefSeq and is a predicted model, not a curated record.
AACUGCUGGCUUACAUAUACCUACCUACCUACCUAAGUACCUACUAUAUAGCAUCAAGCUAAUACAUAUAGUUAUUGUUUUUCAAAAGGGAGAUACAUUAAACCCUUUCCCAUGUGGUUAUCUUUUCUAUUCCCAUUAUUUGCGGCAUUAUGGCCGCUCAAUAUGACCAAGACGAAUCUUAUGCGUCUCAUCAAUACAUAAUGGCAACAGAGCUCAAUUUGAUGCCACAUGAGGUUAUCCUUAGGCGUACCCUUACUCCUAACUCUAUUAUUUCGAUAAAAUCUUCCUUCGCUCGUCGCUUUCACCAUGCAGUAGCCCAUCCAGAACUUCAAGUCGUCGUAGAAAUCGGUAAAGGCCUCCAAGGUAGUGUGUUCGAACAACUUGGACACGCCCUAGCAAUGAAGAAAGAACGACGAGGAAACGAGCGGCUUCGAACAAGUUUAAAAAAGGAAUAUUCGUUACACAGUGCCGUCCUGGAAGCCUUUGGUCUAUAUGGGGAGAUGGUCGAGAGUACUGUCCGAGUCCCACGUCUAUUCUCCAUCGUUAAUCGCACAAACGAUGAUUUCUGGGGAGAAUACCUACCUAAGUUGCCCGAGGAUUGUCGUACUCGAGGCACCCUGGUUCAAAUGGAACGCAUACUCCCGUUGCCAAAAAUCGUUCGGGAAUCGCUGAUCAACUACUUCUAUCCUCGUGAAGACGCCUCAGCUCUGGACCCAAGUGUAGUACAGCAUAUUCUCGAUAGCACGCCAAACAAGCACUGCCUCGCCAGGACAUACCUCGGAAGAGAUGAUGGGGUAUUUACGAGGGAGAAGUUUUCUCUUAGGAAUUUCCCUCUUUACUUGAAGUCUAUGGAACGCCUGGGCCUGGACACCCCAAACAUAGCAGCCUCAAUGGGGAAGGCAUAUGCUCUUAUGCAUUGGGGCGCUGGUGUUAACGGCGAUCACGUCGAAUUUGUCCUUGGCACGUCGGCAGUGAGAGGUCCUAAGGGACCUCCCGGGACUCCUGGGACACAACAUCGAGCCGUAGGGCUAUACCUAAUCGAUUUUGGGCAAUGUGAGUCGGUAGACCUAUCCGAGGAGCCCGAGGAGGUCUACCAGGCUCUCAAGGUUGCAAUGGUAACUGGCGACAGUCAACUAUUCAUCCCACACUAUCGAAAAAGUCCUGAAUUGUAUUCUGUUUUCAAGGAAGCAUAUAUCGAUGCGGGCAGGUUAAUUCUGGUGGAGAAGGGUUUGGAUUCUAAUUUCAACGUGGACGAAUUUAUGAUUGAGUAUGAGGAUUAUACAGAAGACUUCUUAUGAUACCUAGUACCCUUCUUUGGUAUUAAUUAAGGG